Dromiciops gliroides (monito del monte) is the source of this 2026-nucleotide messenger RNA. It is a transcript of the gene RPRM, whose product is annotated as reprimo, TP53 dependent G2 arrest mediator homolog. The record is from RefSeq and is a predicted model, not a curated record. NCBI's taxonomy places the organism in Eukaryota, Metazoa, Chordata, Mammalia, Microbiotheria, Microbiotheriidae. The transcript has a single exon. The coding region runs from base 412 to 741 and encodes 109 amino acids.
AGUGCUUCCCUAAAAAUUCAAUCUAAACUGCUGUAGAGACCAGCCUCGACCAGGAGGGGUCGCUCUUUCAUCGGAGCAACCACCCCUUAGCUUCCAACACCUCCCACGGUCAGUCCUUUCCCAACCCAGCCAACUUAUAACAGCCCCCGGGCGAGCAGGAAAGGAGAGAGCAGAACCUUGGCAGAAGCUGUUGUUGGAAGGAAGCUGUAGCAGUUGGUGGUACCACAGAGGCUCUUGGAAACUCCCAGAACCCGGGGACCGUCGUAGUUUGCAAAAGAGACGAAGAAAGCAGUGUUGGACGUUCCAGAGUGUCCGUAUCGGAGCACCACCCCCGGGGACACCUGUUCCUCUCCCUCCACCCUACUCUCCACCCCUUCCGACCCGGCGCCACCCGGCGCGCCCGGGAGCGCAAUGAAUCCCGUGCUGGGCAACCAGACCGAAGCGGCCGGCCUCUUCUUGGCCAACAGCAGCGACUCAUUGGAGAGGGUCCUGCGCUGCUGUACCCAGGCGUCCGUGGUGACAGACGAUGGCUUCGGGGAGAGCGGGCAGGAUGAACGGAGUCUGUACAUUAUGCGAGUGGUACAGAUAGCGGUUAUGUGCGUCCUGUCGCUCACCGUUGUCUUUGGCAUCUUCUUCCUAGGCUGCAACCUGCUCAUCAAGUCAGAGGGGAUGAUCAACUUCCUAGUGAAGGAUAGGCGACCAUCCAAGGAAGUGGAGGCGGUGGUUGUGGGACCUUACUGAUCUUCCGCUCCUUUGCCACAGCUUGUUCCCCCCCGUCCUACCCACCUUGCCAAACACAACUGCGCCUCUCAACCAUCUGAGAUCUGGCGAAAGAAACUUGUCGGAGUGAUAGCCUCCUAAAUGAUUCUUCGGCUGCUGCUUCGGUCACUGUCUCUUCUACCUAAGGGAUGAAGCGACCUCUUAGUCUCGCUCCGUUCUUUGAAAGCCUCCCACACUAAGAAGAGACUUCACCAGCCUCUGUGCACUUCUGGGACAGUCCAGCAAAAAGUAAUGAAAGAAAGGGAUGAGGAGGAUGGUGGAGAGCAAUGGGCGAUCACUUUCUAGUUGUUGGGAGAUGUCCCGUCGCCUGAGAUCCAAAGGAGAUCAGGCAAAGGGAGAGAUACGCAUCUCAGCUUGCAUGUAUGGGGACUGGAUCUUGGGGAAAGUGAAGAAAGUAGGAUGGGAAAGCCGAAUCCCCACGGCAAUGAUCUGACUAGUCGGCUGGCCCGGAGCCGUGCUUCCGAAAAAUGUGAUCUAUGUAUAUACAACGCGACAGACUUCACAACUACGACAUGCAAACUAAGCAAAACAAACAAACAAACAUUCCCAGAUUCAGUCCCCUCUCCACUGGAGGGGACAAUCGGUAACUACAUUUUGAUUGUAGCGCACUAUUUUAAGGGAUAUUUUGCUUAAGAGAUAAUAUUUAAAUUUGAAAAGUCUUUUACCAACCCUUUUUGUUUGGCUGUGGAUUUGGAAUUUUGUCAUCUUGAGGGAGAGGGGAUUAAUAGGGGAAUGGGCUUCAUUAGAGAAGAGAGGGGAUAAAAGGGGAGUGGAAGGAAGAAAAAACAACAACACCCGCGAAUGUGAAUGUUGUGAAUUGUCUUCUACCGUUGCUUUUUCUACGCCCAUAGUAGUAUGCAGGGCUGGCCUGGAGUUGGCCCAUGGGGCAUGGGGAGCAGAACGGGUAGCAUGUGAGAGAGAACUGCACGGGUUUAUGCAGCAAAAGUGCUUUGAUGUGUGGCACAAUUUUGGUUUUUUUCCUUUAUUUAAAUUUUCUGUAAUAAAUGCAUAUUCAAAAAAAAAUGUUCCUUCUGCUAACCUCCUAGUGGUUUUUCCGCGAUUAAGGAAAAGGACGGUGAGGGAGAGGGGUGCUUUGGUGAAAACGAGUAGGGAGGGGACAGUUGGGCUUGGGGAACUCGGGUUAAGAAGACAGGUCAAAGGGACAAGGCAAGUGGUUGAGGGAAAGGACAGAACAGUGAAGCAAUCUGACAUUUUAAAGAAUGCCAAGAAUCCUUGUAAAUGUUAC